Salpingoeca rosetta is the source of this 3312-nucleotide messenger RNA. Its product is annotated as coatomer beta subunit. The transcript has 15 exons. Gene Ontology annotation, molecular function: structural molecule activity. Gene Ontology annotation, cellular component: COPI vesicle coat; cytoplasm. Lineage: Eukaryota; Choanoflagellata; Craspedida; Salpingoecidae. Gene Ontology annotation, biological process: intra-Golgi vesicle-mediated transport; intracellular protein transport; endoplasmic reticulum to Golgi vesicle-mediated transport. Bases 219 to 3056 code for a protein of 945 amino acids. The record is from RefSeq and is a predicted model, not a curated record.
AACAACAAAAACAAUACCGACGAAGAAUUGUGAAUGAUUUCGUGAUUGGCUAUUCGAUGAAGUUAUUGGUGGAUAUUCGCCUGGCAAAAACCAACAGCAAGCAAGAGCCAACGAUACACUCCAACAGACAAGAAGCAGAGACGAGCGAGUGGCGGUGUGUGUGUGUGUGGCUGUGCACUCGCUGACAGACUGAACACUCCAACAACAGACAGACAAGCAUGGACAACGCCUGCUACACCCUCAUCAACACUGAUGAGGGCUUUGAACCCAUGACGGAGAUGGAGCUCCGCAAAGCCCUCGAGAGCAACAAGGUUGGCGUCAAGGCACACGCUCUCAAGACCGCCAUCCUCAUGCUUCUCAGCGGCGAGAAGCUCCCCUCGCUUCUCAUGACGGUGAUUCGCUUCGUCAUGCCGUGCGACGACCAUCUGGUCAAGAAGCUGCUUCUGGUCUUUUGGGAAGUGGUGCCAAAGUACGGGCCAGACGGCAAGCUGCUUCACGAGAUGAUUCUUGUGUGCGACGCCUACCGCAAGGAUCUCGUGCAUCCGAACGAGUACGUGCGGGGGUCCACGCUGCGCUUCCUCUGCAAGCUCAAGGAGCCUGAGUUGCUUGAACCACUGAUGCCCUCCAUCCAAGAGUGCCUCACAAACCGCCACAGCUACGUCCGCCGCAACGCCGUGCUGGCCAUCUACACCAUCUACAAGAACUUUGAGCACCUCAUUCCGGACGGCCCCGAGCUCAUCCAAAAGUUCCUCGAGAAGGAGACGGACGCGUCGUGCAAGCGCAAUGCAUUUAUGAUGCUGACCACUGCCGACCAGAGCCGCGCGCUGGAGUACCUUGCCACGUGCAUUGACCAAGUCCACACAUUCAAUGAGAUCUUGCAGCUCGUCAUUGUCGAGCUCGUCCACAAGGUGUGCCGCCAAGACUCGGCGCAGCGGUCCAAGUUCAUCCGCGUCAUCUACAACCUGCUCGACUCGUCCUCGGCCGCCGUGCGCUACGACGCUGCCGGCACGCUGCUCACCCUGUCGACUGCGCCAACAGCGGUCACUGCCGCCGCCAAGUGCUUCACGGGCCUCAUCAUGAACGAGAGCGACAACAACGUCAAGCUGAUUGUGCUUGACCGCCUCAUCCGGCUGAAAGAGAACCCAAACAACGAGCGGGUGAUGCAGGACAUGUGCAUGGACAUUAUCAAGGUGCUCAGCGCUCCAGACCUCACCGUGCGCCGCAAGACGCUCGACCUGGUCAUGGAGCUCGUCUCCAACAGAAACGUCUCCGAGGUCGUCAUGUUCCUUCAGAAGGAGCUUGCCAAGACGUCAAGCCAAGAAGGGUUUGAGAAGAACUCCGAGUACAAGCAGGUGCUGGUACGCACCCUGCAUCAGCUUGGCGUGCGCUUCCCGGACGUUGCGUCCACCAUCGUGCCGCAGCUCAUGGAGUUCCUCUCCGAUUCGGACGAGAAGGCCGUAGCCUCUGCCGUAGACGUGAUUGUGUUUGUGCGCGAGGCGUUUGAGCGGCUGCCUGCGCUGCGGUCCGAAAUGCUCGGCUCGCUCCUCUCCAGCUUCUCCCAGAUCAGCGUGGCCAAGAUUCUUCGCGCCACCGUCUGGAUCAUCGGCGAGUACGCAAACACCCAGCGUGACAUUGAGGCCGCAAUCGCAGAAAUCAAGCGGUCGCUUGGCUCGCUGCCGAUUGUUGAUACGGAGCUUGCUGAGGCUGCUGAGGCCGAGGCGGCAGAGGAGGAGCAGGGCAGCGAGCCAAAGGUCGUCACCCGCACCCGCAUCACCGCAGACGGCACAUACGCCACAGAGAGCGUCUACACGUCCACAGACAAGAAGAAGGAGGAGAAGCCACCGACGCGCAAGCUGCUGCUUGGGGGCGACUUUUUCGUUGCCUCUGCCAUCAGCACAGCGCUGACGAAGCUUGCGCUCAAGUACGGCCACACGUCCGCGUCUGACGCCGACAAGAACAAGCUCACGGCCACGGCCAUGCUCAUGAUGGUCAGCAUGGCUCACCUCGGCAAGACCAACAUCCCCGAGAAGCCCUGCCCGGCCGACUGCGCCUCGCACAUCAUGGCGUGUGUGCACACGCUUGCGAGUCCCACACCGGAGUUGGAGCAGCUGUUCCUCGACCGCUGCCAUCGCGCAUUUGUCGACAUGCUCGAGACACUCAAGUCCCACCACGAGCACUUCAAGGCAAAGGAAACCUCCAAGGUGAUCAAGGCACAGGCUGACGAUCCAAUCACCUUCCGCGCUCUCAGGGUGAAGGCUGAGGAUGAGUUUAUGGACGACGACGACGAGAUGCUGCUGUCCAAGGCCACUGGCGCUGACACGAAGGAGGAGUCAUCCUCAAAGCUGAGCAAGGUGUUCCAGCUCAGCGGCUUUUCAGACCCGGUCUACGCAGAGGCAUAUGUCAACGUCCACCAAUACGACAUCCACCUCGAUGUGCUUGUUGUGAACCAGACACCAGACACGCUGCAGAACCUGACGCUUGAGCUGGCGACGCUCGGUGACCUCAAGCUCACGGAGAAGCCCCAGUCGUACACCCUCGGGCCCCACGACUUUCGUAACAUCAAGGCAAACGUCAAGGUGUCAUCGACGGAGACGGGCAUCAUCUUUGGCAACAUUGUGUACGAUGUGUCGGGUGCCACCUCGGACCGCAACUGCGUCAUCCUCAACGACAUCCACAUUGACAUUAUGGACUACAUCACGCCUGCAAUGUGCAGCGAGGUGGAGUUCCGCGCCAUGUGGGCCGAGUUUGAAUGGGAGAACAAGGUGAGCGUGCGCACGAGCAUCACCGACCUCAACGCGUACCUCAAUCACAUCAAGCAGACAACCAACAUGCAGUGCCUCACGCCAGACUCGGCGCUCACGGGCGACUGCAACUUCCUGGCCGCCAACCUGUAUGCCAAGAGCGUCUUUGGCGAGGACGCCCUUGCAAACCUCAGCAUAGAGAAGGGCCCCGAUGGACAGAUCACUGGCCACAUCCGCAUCCGAUCGAAAACUCAAGGCAUCGCCCUCAGCCUCGGCGACAAGAUCACCCUGCACCAGAAAGAGGCCCAGCACUGAUUCUCUUCCCCCUUUCAAACCUGCCUUGCUUGCUUGUCUUGCUUGCGUUGGGAUGAAUGCGUGUGGGUCGUCUGCGUUACUGGUUUUGUCCAUGUUGUGUGAAUGUGCGCGCGCGCGUGUGUAUCGUGUGUGUGUGUGUGCGUGCGUGUGUGCGUGUGUGCGUGUGUGUGCGUGCGUGUGUGUGUCGUGAUUGUUAGCAAGCGCCACCCCCAUACCAAAGCUACAACUGACCAACCUCAAGCAAACACCAACACCA